Molecule: messenger RNA, 1506 nt
Organism: Uncinocarpus reesii 1704
Lineage: Eukaryota; Fungi; Ascomycota; Eurotiomycetes; Onygenales; Onygenaceae
Product: 2-methylcitrate dehydratase
Exons: 4
Coding region: 1-1506 (501 amino acids)
Cellular component (GO): mitochondrion
Molecular function (GO): 2 iron, 2 sulfur cluster binding; 2-methylcitrate dehydratase activity
Source: RefSeq, a predicted model, not a curated record
AUGACCGCCUUGCACUCUGCUGCCGGUCCCACGACCGCGGGCCCCAGGGAGUAUGACCCGGAGAUCAAUGACAUGGCCAGCUACAUCCACAAGUACAAUGUGGACUCGGACCUUGCGUUCGAUACUGCCCGAUGGGUUUUCCUGGACACUCUGGGCUGCGGUCUGGAGGGCUUGCGGUUCAAGGAGUGCACCAAGCUCCUUGGCCCGAUCGUCCCCGGCACCGUGGUUCCCAACGGCGCGAGGGUCCCAGGAACACCGUUCCAGCUGGAUCCCGUCAACGGUGCGUUCAACAUUGGCGCCAUGGUCCGCUGGCUCGACUACAAUGACUGCUGGUUGGCCGCGGAGUGGGGCCAUCCCUCCGACAACUUGGGCGGUAUCCUUGCCGUCGCCGACUGGAUCUCGCGCACCAACCGCGCCGGCGGGAGCUUGGGCAACGGCAAGGUCUUGAAGAUCCGCGAUGUGCUCGAGGCCAUGAUCAAGGCCCAUGAAAUCCAGGGUGUCCUUGCCUUGGAGAACUCCUACAACAAGGUCGGAUUGGACCAUGUUGUCUUGGUCAAGGUUGCGACCACCGCCGUUGUCUCCAAGCUCAUGGGCUUGACCGAACAGCAAACUGCAGACGCCAUCACCCAGGCCUGGGUUGACGGCCAGAGCUUGCGGACGUACAGACACUCCCCCAACACCAUGUCUCGUAAGUCAUGGGCGGCCGGAGAUGCCUGCCAGCGCGCGGUCAACCUGGUCCUCAAGGUCCAGAAGGGUGAGCCCGGUAUUCCCACCGUCCUCUCCGCCCCCGUCUGGGGCUUCUACGAUGUGCUCUUCAAGGGCAAGAAGUUCCAGUUCCAGCGUCCAUAUGGAAGCUACGUGAUGGAGAACGUCCUCUUCAAGGUCUCCUAUCCAGCCGAAUUCCACUCCCAGACCGCUAUCGAAGCCGCGACCAAGGUCAACGCGACCCUCGCCAAGAUGGGCAAGUCUGCUGAAGACAUCAAGGAGGUCACCAUCAGAACCCACGAAGCUUGCGUCCGCAUCAUCGACAAACAGUUCAAGCCCAUGGACAACUUUGCGGACCGUGACCACUGCAUCCAGUACAUGGUUUCCACCAUGCUCGUCUUCAACCGCCUUGUCGCCACCGACUACACUGAUGGAUCCGAAGCUGCCACCUCUCCGCUAGUUGAGUCUCUGCGCAAGCGCAUCCGAUGCGUGGAGGAUCCUCAGAUGACCAAGGACUACCAUGACCCUGCGCUCCGCACCAUCCCCAACGCCCUCACCGUCACGUUGAACGACGGCACCGUUCUGGAGGAGAUUGUUGUCGAUGCUCCUCUGGGCCACCGCCUCCGCCGUGAAGAGGCCAAGCCCGAGAUCCUGGCCAAGUACAAGCGCCACCUCGAGGCCCACUACGAUUCCUCCAAGGUCAAGAGUUUGAUCGACCUCGGCCUUAAGCAGCAGGAGUUGGAGAACACCGAUGUUGACAAGUACGUUGACUUGUACGUCAAGGAAAAGGUUGACUUUUAG